AUGGGCGAGCAUAACCUCCUAAAUAGCAGCUUUGUGGGACCUUUGGUGAACAUCCACACCGGAGACACGUUUUACCUUCCCAACUUUCGUGCGUCUGGGGGACAACUGGCGGGUCUACCCUCCCUCCCUUACCCAAGAAGGGACAAUGUUUGCUCCCUGCCUUGGACUCAGUCGGAGCCUUGCAACGGAUAUAGUCAGUCCUUCUUUAGCAGCCCCGUGUCCCUGAACCCUGCCUUCAACCGAGCAUGUGAGAUCACACGGCAGGACGAAAACAAAUGCUUUUACAGCGGCGCUGGAGGUGGAGGUAGCAACCGGGAAAACGGCGCCGACAGCGCCAACCUCAAACGUGAUGAGAGGGCACGAGAUGACACACUGCCAGAACACGGACUGCACGGUUCCAGCAUGAUGGCAAGCGGGAGAAUAUACUCCAAGUACGACUACGCACCCUCUGCUGAGCAUCUGACCCAAGACCCUCCAUCCUGUCACUCCCUGGAAUCGGACUCUGGCUCUUCGCACAACGAAGGGGGCAAAGCACCGUGCACCAUCGCGCAUUCACUCACAUCCCCGGGCAGCCAUGCGAGCAUCACAGCUCCAGGAGGAGGUGCUCCAUGGUACCCUAUGCACACGCGGACCCGAAAAAAGCGCAAACCCUACUCCAAACUGCAGCUGGCAGAGCUGGAGGGCGAGUUCAUGCUGAACGAGUUCAUCACCCGGCAGCGGAGGAGGGAGCUGUCCGACCGCCUCAGCCUGUCCGACCAACAAGUGAAGAUCUGGUUCCAGAACCGCCGCAUGAAGAAGAAAAGACUGUUGCUGAGAGAACAGGCUCUCUCCUUCUUUUAG
Pygocentrus nattereri (red-bellied piranha) is the source of this 840-nucleotide messenger RNA. RefSeq names its product homeobox C12b (gene hoxc12b). Gene Ontology annotation, molecular function: sequence-specific double-stranded DNA binding; DNA-binding transcription factor activity, RNA polymerase II-specific. The transcript has 2 exons. The record is from RefSeq and is a predicted model, not a curated record. Gene Ontology annotation, biological process: regulation of DNA-templated transcription. Bases 1 to 840 code for a protein of 279 amino acids. NCBI's taxonomy places the organism in Eukaryota, Metazoa, Chordata, Actinopteri, Characiformes, Serrasalmidae.